Messenger RNA from Xenia sp. Carnegie-2017, 1747 nucleotides. Its product is annotated as coagulation factor IX-like. Bases 180 to 1346 code for a protein of 388 amino acids. Gene Ontology annotation, biological process: proteolysis. The transcript has 5 exons. Gene Ontology annotation, molecular function: serine-type endopeptidase activity. NCBI's taxonomy places the organism in Eukaryota, Metazoa, Cnidaria, Anthozoa, Malacalcyonacea, Xeniidae. The record is from RefSeq and is a predicted model, not a curated record.
GAUAAGGACGUCGAAGAAAGACAGAUUUGUCAUUGCAACUAAUGGCAAGCAAACAGCAGCUGUACGUAACACUCACUUCCCCUUAAAGAAACAAAGUUAUUUCAAAACCGUUCAUGAGAAGCAUUUGCAAGACAACAUUUUAAAACAUUGUCCACCGCAUAAGACGACAGUUGAGACAUAUGAGCGGAACGUUAAAAAUGAUCCUGUCUUUACCGAUAGUACUAUUGGCUGUGGUCCUGAAUUUUAAACUUACUCAAGCUAUUACAACGAAACACUGCAAACCAAACGAUCUUAAAAGUACAGAUUUUAGUCAAUGCGGUGUAAAAAUCGUUAAAGGACGAUCCAGAGUUCGAAGGGUUAUAGGUGGAAAAGAAACAAAAGAAAAUGACUGGCCUUGGAUGGUGAUGAUUAUGAAUGAUACAAAUUUAUAUUGUGGUGGUUCCAUCAUUAGUCCUACAUCCAUACUUACGGCGGCCCACUGUGUAGAUGAGAUAAAGAAAAAAAAUUUGAUAUUCUAUGUUGGUAAACACAAGGUCAAAGGUAUUGAUAAAUAUGAGCAAAAACUUAUGGCAAAACAUAUCAAAAUACACGAGAAAUACAAAAGAGGUAAUGAGACAAGUCCUGGCCAGUACGAUAUAGCGAUUGUCCAAUUGAAGGACACCAUUCAAUUUAACGAACACGUACGACCAGUCUGUUUAACAACGAAGGAGCAGUUUGCAGUAGGACAUCAAUGUAUACUUACAGGUUGGGGUAUCACCAACAAAAAUAAAACAUCUAAUGUAUUAAGAGAAGUGACACUACCUUUGGUUUCAAAUAAGAUUUGCAACAGCAAUAAAAGUUAUGGCGGUGUCAUCCCCCCGCAUUAUUUAUGCGCGGGUUUACCCCAGGGUGGUAAGGAUGGUUGUAACUACGACAGUGGUGGACCUCUGAUGUGCGCCAACGAUGAAACUGACCAGUGGUAUCAGGUUGGCGUCAUGAUUUGGGGACAAGGCUGCGCCUUGGAAAACAAAUACGGAGUUUAUGCUAGUGUCUCAUCAGCAAACGAUACAAUAGAAAAAUAUGUCAAAGAUCUUCCUAAAUCAAACAAACGCAAAGAUUGUUCAACAUAUUCAAACGAGAACGAAAUGAUGAACGAAGACAAAACUAAAGAAGGAAUUCUUAUUUCCAUCAUUGUAAUAUUGUCUGUGAUUGUCAUAAUACUAUUGACGACAUUAUGUGCCAUAAAUUUCCACACACGUAGAUAUCUAUGUUGUACAGUGGCUGGGACAAACACGUCUAAACAAUAUGUACAGACUAGAAACUCGCAUGACCAAAACGACAAAUUACACAGUGAAAUUAGCGUCUGAUCGAUAGUUUAGUAGGGGGAAAACUAUUUUAGCUGUACAAUGAAUGUAUGAAGAAUUAUAACUAAAUAAUGUAAAUGUAGAUCAUCUUGUAUUUAUAGCGAGAGAAAAUGUAAAUAGAAAUAAAAAAAUAAGAGUAAGUAUAUUAUUGAGCAUAGAUAAUGAGGUAUAAUGGUCGUAUUUCAUAAUUUUAAUUGUGUUCUAAUGGAUUUAUUAUAAAAGGAUUUACCACAAUAUUCUGACUAAACCACACACUCCAUGUAAUUGAACUCUGUGUAAUUCAAUCAAAUUAAACGAUAGUUAGAAAAAUUUGAACAUUUAACCAACUAACGUACAAAAUGAAAAAAUAUGUAAGGAAGUGUAAUAUUGCCACACCUGAUUAAAGUAAACCUUCUUCAAUUCAA